Molecule: messenger RNA, 15125 nt
Organism: Bicyclus anynana (squinting bush brown)
Lineage: Eukaryota; Metazoa; Arthropoda; Insecta; Lepidoptera; Nymphalidae
Product: intermembrane lipid transfer protein VPS13A-like
Exons: 54
Coding region: 319-10848 (3509 amino acids)
Biological process (GO): protein targeting to vacuole; protein retention in Golgi apparatus
Cellular component (GO): extrinsic component of membrane
Source: RefSeq, a predicted model, not a curated record
AUUAAGACGUUUAGAUCUGAUUAUACAUAUUUCUUUCAUCAUAACGGUUUUCUUAUCGACUUGGCAUUUUACCUACAUUAGUAUAUUAAAUCCUUGACUCGUCUACACGCAAGUAUGUACAUAUUUCCCUAAUGUCGUAAUCGCUUUUCCUCCACGACUACGCAUGCGCAUUUCCCGCCCAUGCGCGCUCACUGUCAGCUGUCAAAGCCAGCCCGCUGCGUGUCCUUUGACGUCACUGGGGAAAACUCGGGAAAAUUGUGCACACGUCGAUACCAAGGAAUCAUGUAACUCAGGUCUCAAGCAAGCGUCACCGUCACCAUGUUUGAAGGCGCAGUGGCAGGGAUCCUCAACAGGCUGCUCGGGAAGUACGUCCAGGACUUGGACACGGAGAACCUUAACGUGGGGAUCUUCUCCGGGAACGUCAACCUUGCUGACCUUAAGCUAAAGCCUGAAGCUCUGUACGAGCUAGACCUACCCAUCGAUGUGAAAAUUGGAACUAUUGGUAAAAUCAAUUUGCAAAUUCCUUGGUCGGGUCUUUACACACAGCCAGUGAUCGUACACAUUGAGGAUGUCCUCAUACUGGUCGGACCAGCUAUCUCCAACAGCAACUUUGAUCCAGAGAGGGAAAGAAGGUUAACCAGAGCGGCCAAGAGGAAAAUCCUCCAGGAUUUAGAGGCCGAGAGUGAAGUUCUGAAGGGACCACAAAAUUUCUUUGGGAACUUAUUCACGGCCAUUGUGAACAAUCUCCAGAUCUACGUGAGGAAUGUUCACGUGAGAUACGAAGACUCCAUCAGUUCUAAGGACGGGCCGCUUGCUUGUGGCUUAUGUUUGCAGAGUUUGUCUAUAGAGACUACUAAUAGCAAAUGGAAAGCGUCAGUGACCCCUGCAAACGCCUCAACAGUGUAUCAGAUGAUGCGCGUCGAGUCUCUGUCUCUGUACUGGAACCCCACCGCCACAGCACUGGACGAUGUGGAGAUAGCUAACAUUACACCUAUGCAAUAUUACAAUUGGAAGCACUAUAUGCUGACUGGCUUGGACAAGUUCUCUAUGCACCACGAAGAUUUCGAAUUCUUGCUGAAGCCUGUUACAUGCAAAGUGAAGGUGAUAAUUAAUCGGUCGGGCGAGGCGCGAGUGCCGCGGCUACUGCUGGACGCUGUGCUGCAAGACAGUGCGCUGCAGCUGUCGCGGAGACAGUACCUCUCCAUUGACAACCUACUCACUUCCUUUCAGAGGAUUACUCUCAAUAGAAAGUAUCGGCAUCUUCAUCCAGGAGUUCCACUUUCGAAAGACGUGAAGAAGUGGUGGCUCUACGCGUACAACGUGGUGAUAGAGCAACGCGUGCGCCCUUACAACUGGGCGGCUAUACAGAAGCAUCGGGAGAACUACAACAUUUACAAGAAAACUUACAAAAGCACGUUGAGGAGUCCGAACGAUAUCGAACUGAAGCUGGAUCUACAAAAAUGCGAAGACAGCCUUCCUAUUAUAUCUGUCGUUAUAGCGAGGGAGCAGGCGAAAUUCGAACUCCUUGCACAAGAGCCAGAGAGAAUAGAUGUAGCGGAAACGGAAUUCGACUGGUGGAAGCCAACUUCUGAUUCAGAACACGAUUCCGACAAUGAGUCAAAGUCUCGCGUAGAGCUCUGUGUGAAGAGCGAGAGAUGCAAGAGUCUAUGGAGUCAUCUAUCAAGUCCUGAGAAGAAAAAAGUUUGCGAACUCAUUGGGUAUGCUGAAGGUGCACCUAGACAGGACAAAUCGAAACAAUAUAUUGAGCACAAACUCAAUUUGACUUUAGCAAACUGCACGUUAACUAUGAUGAACAGGAGUAAAGAAGUGUUGGUGAUAAGCCUAACACAGUUUCUUGCGUCGAUUGAAACGAGACCAUCAGCAAAAGCUUACAAGGUGUCAGCACGAACAGAAAAUAUAGUGGUCGAAGGCAUGUCAUCAGAUGGGGAGUUAGUACCUUUACUAAUAGCUGCUCAAGGUUCAACAGUCGGCAGCAACACUGUAUUGGCGUUAGAUGUUGAGAAGAACCCGGCAAACAGUCAUGCUGAUUUGGGCGUUACGUGCCAUGUCGAACCUGUUGAAAUGGUUUACGUGGAGCAUGCGUUCACAGAACUAAUAAACUUUUUCCAAACUCAUUCAAUGACGGCAGAGGAGCUAGCAGAAGAAGUCUCAAUAGCAGCCGACCAUAUCACUGCCAUGAGCAAGUCGGUGUUGGCCCACGCGAUCAGCCGUCGAAAGAUAUUCCAUUUGAAUGUAGAUCUGAAAGGACCUGCCAUCAUUCUGCCCGAACACGGUUGUGUUCACAAGCCCGGUCGUGUGAUGAUACUGGAUAUUAAUAGAAUAGUAAUUAAAUCCGAUCUGCAACCUUCCAACCUUACCCUCGAAGAUGCUACUUGUAUGGAGUUGGAAGAAAGACUCUACGACAGAUUCCACGCUGAAUGUUCCAUACAAGUACUCUUCUGUGAGUGGAGUGACACAUGGCGGGAAGCAAGAAAGCACGGAGACUCGGAGAUGCACUUAGUUCCGCGAUUGAAGACUCAGCUCGUAUUCUCUACAAGCAUUAAGAAAGAUUAUAAACUGCUUCCCAGGUACAAGCUCAACAUUUCACUAUCAAGUCUAAAAUUUAAUCUCUCGGAUCGCAUUAUUGGCUAUCUUCUCGACUUUUUCGACAACCUGCCUGUUCCGACGCCCAAUACAGUUCCCGUGUCUUUCAUGGAUUCUGGAGAUUACGUCGAGGAGAUGGUGGACCCCGAACUGCUGGAAGCCUUCGAGUUAGACAAGGUGACAGCAGAUCCAGGGUACAAGGAGUUGGUGAAAUUGAGACAGAAGAUUGUGUCGGCGUACUUCAGUAGACACAGAGCCGCAGUAACCAUGAUGGAUGGUGAGAGUACAAAAUCACCAGCUGAAGAAUCAUUGCCUGCCGCAGACUUCAGCGAUGAGGAUGUUGAGGAAUAUGCACGAUCUGUGGACCUUCCUGGCUUUGAUGACAACGUUUCGCCCAGUAACACUAUUGGGACCCUUAUGAGAUUUAUUAUUGGUGAAAUAGUGAUAAAUUUGAGCCGAUCAUGCGAACAAAUAGAUAAGCCUUAUGUAAUGAUGAGCGUCAGCAAGGUGUGCUUGGACGUAGCGCUGAUGCAGUUCGGGCCCGCCAUCCAGUUGUCCAUUGGGCAAGCGCUGCUGACUGAUAAACAGCAUCACAGCAGCACUGGACAGUAUUUAGAACUUCUUACAAGUUCAGGAGAACUGUUCAAUUUACUGUACAGAAAGGUACGAGCGAAUUGUCCUGAAUUCCGUUCCCACUUCCACAACGUGGAGCAAGCCCUCGUGGCUGACGUUGGGCCGCUGGCGUUGCUGGUCCACGCAACUGCACUCACCACGCUCUUCAAGUAUCUCUAUUAUAUCAAACGCAAAAUCCAGAAACGUCACUCUCUCAACAUUAACAACAUAGUUCUUCCAAAGACUCGAACUCUUUGGGAGUAUUUGAUGAGACCUGAAGCAGACCCCCCUGUUCCCCCUGGCGCUACCAAGUUCAGCUACUCUGUCAGGUUGUCCUCAGUGACAGCUCGUCUCUGCCAGGUCGAAAACCCGUUUGUGGAAGUGCGAGUGACGUCACUGGAGAGCGACUGUGUAUUCCGAGCCAACGACCGCCUCAUCUUCAAGCUGUUCCUCGGAUCGCUGCAUGUUGACGAUCUCGCUGAAGCCACUUUGUAUCCCAAGUUGGUGUGGCCAGAUGAAGACAAAGUGAUAGAGAUAAAGUACGUUCGCUCGGCGACCGGCGCUCGCACGCGCUCGGACGCGGAACUGCGCAUCUGUGUGGGCAGACUACAUGUCGUGCUCUUCUGUUCUCUUCUCUAUCAUCUGCAGCAAUUUCUAGAGCCACUAGUGCCGAGUGCUGCGGCCACGGAGGCGGCGGCGGCAGCAGAGCGCGCGGCGCAGGAGCGAGCUGCCUCUAUUAGAACCGCGCCUUUGAAAGUUAAUCUUGCUAUCGAGGUCCAUGCUCCAGUUUUCUUGUUGCCUCAAAAACCGUCGUCACCAAACUUAUUAGUUUUAAACAUGGGGGAUUUGUUGAUUGAAAACUUUUUCAAGACUGUCAACGCCAGCAUAGAGGCGACCGCGCCGGUGCUCAGCCCAGUGAUCGACAAUGUGCUGAUCAAGCACGUCAACAUUACGCUCUCACGCGCUGUGAUGACCUUGGCUGGCACCCUGGAAGUUCAGGAGCCAAUCUUGGAGCCGAUUUCGGUGAAUUGCGACUUAAAAAGAGCCGUUAGUUACACACAAGUAGCAAACACGAGCGCUUACCGAGACUUGCUGCUCUGUGAGGCGGACAUAGUGAUGGACACCGUGUCCUUGAACCUUGGCCAGAAGGACUUGGCCACGGUUCUGGCAGUGUGGAGUGAUAACCUUAGUGAAGGGCAUUACAUUAGUAACAUCACCCCCGGAUCACCAGUAGAAAUUGCACCAUCUGAGGCAACAGUAAAGAAACUGCAAGCAUUUUUUGCUCAAGGGGAACCUGUAAAAAAAGAAUCUGUUCUUAGGUUCUCUCUAGAAGGAGUUGAAUUGAAACUAUUCUCAGACAUGGAUGAAGUGUUGAGCUCACCGGUGCGAGACUUGAACCACGGGCUCGCCAAAGUGACGGCAGGCGAAGCUAACGUUCACUUCGACUAUUACUCCGAUAGCAGUAUUGAAGUGAAGGCAAGCUUGCAGAGUCUUCUGAUUGAGGACAUACGACCUGACACUACUAUUGUCAUUAGAAGAAUUUUCGAAUCACAAGGCGGAGGCAGCCGUGCAGCUGGUGGCUUCUCUGUAGUCCGACCAGCUCUUCUAGAAGCUUCUCUACGUCGGUCCGCACGCGCUGUGACUCUUGAUGUGAGAGUGGAAAGGACAAGACUUAACCUGUCUUUACCUUUUUUACUGCGUCUUGCUAAAAGUUUGCUAGAUGCAAUGCCAGGGGAGAAGACAUUAGAAGGUGGUGUGAUAAAUCAUGGAUAUGUGGGCGAUGGACCAUCACGCUCCAAUAAUAACAGAGCCGCACGUUUCCCUAGCUCCAGUGACUCGACCAGUGGCUACUAUUCUACAGCAACCUCAGUAUCAGAAGACAUGCCAAGCUUCUCAAUAUCGGUGCAAUGUCGACAGCCAGAAGUCAUGUUCUUCACUGAUUUGAUGAAAACUGAAGGUCACGCGUUACUGCUUCGUACAGAACUUCUCAUUGACUACUCCAGUCAUUCGAACACAGAAAACCUCGUAAUAUCUUUAGCUGGGCUUCAAGUAAUGUCUAAAUUACAGUCGAAAUUGAAAAAUCUUCCCCCUCAAUUAGUUCUGAAGCCAUGUGACUUAGAGUUUUCUAAAAGUUUCAAGAAUUUAGAAGAAGGUAUUAUGGUUCGUCUGUCAGUUUCGGAGAUCGAUGUCCAUAUCGCUGCUACUACUGUACACACUGUGAUGGAUAUCGUAGAAGAAAUUACAACUGAGUUGACAAUUCCCGACGAGAAAGACUUGUUCAAUUUUGCAACUUAUAACCCUCGACCUGAGAAACAAGACGAAGAUCUUUGGUUGCCUAAGAAAUUGUCUCCGUAUAUGGGCUUCCAUGCUGAGGAUAGCUAUAUUCAGCCGAAAUAUCCUAUUACUAAACCAACUGAGACAUUUGUGGUGACUGUACCAGUUGUUCGCAUAACCUUCGAAAUAGAACAUACUGUUAGAAUACCAGUGUUAAUACUUAAGCUAUCAACUGAAAUAUCUCUACACGACUGGUCCCGGCAACUUCACGGAGGUGGGUCCCUCAGUGUGCAGGCAAGAGCCUACAAUGAACGAUUAGACGCGUGGGAACCGUUGCUGGAACCAGUAUUACAGGACAACAUGCAACGACCUUGGGAAAUCACUGCUACUCUGUUUCAGGCAAAAGCAUAUCCAAUGUCAUCACAAUUAGAUACUAAAAACCACAAUUCAGAACAGAAUACAAUGUGUGAUACUGUCCCAUCAGAACCAACACGGAAAACUAAAAAGAAAAACGAAUUCGAAUCUGAAACAUCAGCUGAUGAAGCAGAUACUGACAACGAAAUGGUUUUCAUAAAGAACCCCAACAGUAAAGAUAAUAAGGGUUAUAAAGUUGACUUCAAUGCAUGUAGUAUGUCGUUUCUAAAGGGACUAGAUGUUGAGGACUCUGACUCAGAUAAUGAAAAUGGAAAGGACAAAUUAUCUAAUGCACUAGGACAUUUAUUUACCGAUAGCGACUCAAGUAUCGAUGAUCUGAGUAACGAUGAAGACUCUUCAGCACCAGAGCAAAGUGAGGCAGAAGCGAGUGACCGAGAAGAAGAAAAUGAAGAUGAGGAUGAUGAGAAAGCUAUAACAUAUGUCGAUGGCGAAGAAAAAAAGAAAGUUGAUAGUAAAACUGUUACUGUGCAGGAACCAGUUAGAGAAGACAGUGUUGAUUCCUCGAUUGAAGAAACACGACUAUGCACCUAUAUAGCGCUUGAAGCUCGUUCACCGUUAAACAUCACAUUAGCUCCAGCCGCAGUACGAGCGUUGCAAGCGCUUUCAAAUGCAAUAUUAGAUCGAACUGCCGCAGUUACUGCUUUAGUUGCUGCUGAAAGUGAAUUGCAAUUGAUUAAUGAUAUAGGUCCAGGAUCGACGGUUCAUCUGCGGACUCGUGCUGAAACUGAUCUGGCAGGCAAUGAUCGUGUUUUAGCCGUUGCUGAUUAUGAUCAUUCCAGCCGACCAAGUACACCUGGUUGCGAUACUUCAGGAGCUGAUCUUCUAGAUGACAUUGAAAAGGAAUCUAAACAUGAGAUGACUGAUAUUAGUGACGAAUGGGAUUGUUUCGAGGGCGGAUUCCCUGCGAGCGCCGCCCCCACAGGAGCGGAGAGAGAGUCUCCAGGAGCUCCCCCCGCUGCUACUGAAUUGCUAAGACGAUUGACGGAUCAGACUUUGUCCAUCCGACUGCAUGAUUUCGAUCAACUUAACAUCCUGUGUCCUCAAAGAUCAGUGUCCAAGCUACACGUCUUGCAUCCGAGUAAGAAUGGGACGCGCUACUACCUCGUGGUGGAGAGGACCUCCAAAUAUAACAACAAGAAAAUUACCGUCAGGUCCCCUUUACAGGUCCGCAACGAAACAUCCUACGCCCUAGAGCUGCUGUAUCGCCAGUCGGAUCUGGAAGCAGCCGGAGAAGAGCCCGUGGGUGCUGUGCGGAACCCGUUCUGUGGACUGCUGCGGCUGGCUGUGCUGGCCCCGCACGACACCUACAAUGUUCCGCUUUACGUCGCCUACCAUUGCAAGCUUUACUUACUUCCUACUAACUUUGAAAGCUAUCAAACAGCGACUGAGGGUAUCUGGUGGAUGGAGCUCGUCAAUGAGGUUGGCAGCGCUCGCGACGUCGUGUGCCCCGCCGUGGCUGACGAUGACCCCAGAGUCUUCGCCAUGAGAGUAGUUCCCGUAGAAGGUUGCCAAUCCCUGAAAGUGUCCCGUUCUAUACCAAACCUACUUCUACGGAUCUUGCCUCCGCUGGGGGUCCACAACCGUCUCCCGCACGCGCUCCAGCUGUCCGGGGGUCACGUCAAAGUGAGAGUGGAGGCAGGGGAGAGGGCGCACGUGUACAUCCUGCGGCCGAAUCAAUCGCACAAACUCACUCUAGAGAUAUACUACCUGGGAUUGCCGUGGACGGGAACGUUUACUUACUCUCCAGAUAUGACAGAAAAGACGAUAAGCAUGUCGACGGAGUGCGAGACGGAAGGCGGCAACAAGCGGCUGGUGGUGCGCGCGCGGCUGCAGCGCGGGCCCAGCCUGAAGCUGCUGCUGUACGCGCCCUGCUGGCUCAUCAACAAGACGGGCCUGCCGCUGCAGAUUAAAGGCCGGUCGGAUACCUGCUACGAGCUGACAGACGAGCCCCUGCUGUGGUGCGAGCGGGGCGCGGGCGCGGGCGCGGGCGGCGGCGAGCGAGUUAGGGUGCGCGCACACCAGUCGGGCUGGUCGCGCGCCGCACGCCUGCACGCGCACGCGCCGGGCUUGCUAGUGUGCGCGCACACUGAGCGCCGACUCAACUAUCGGAUGCUGUUGCAUGUGACUCUGUCCGAGCUGUGCCCACAACUGACCAAAAUAGUGACCCUACUGCCGUACUUCAUCAUCUACAACGACACGAAGAACCACCUGCGGUUCAUGGAGGAGAACGAGGCAGCAGACCUGUGGAUAGACCUGGCGCCGCAGCAGUGCACGCCCUUCUGGCCGCAGACCGACUCUAUGGCCAUGCACUGCAAGUACCGCGACUCGACUGUCGUGUCGCAGCACUUCAGCAUCACUAGGAACCAUUUCACUGUGUUGAGGAUGGAUAAAGGGUCAGCGAUCUGCGUGGACGUCACCGGAGGCACGGACCGCCCCUUCACCAUCACCUUCAAGCCGUACGCGCCCGGGGACGCGCCCCUUCGCAUCGACAACCUGUGCGACGACCUCUUCCUCAAGUUACAUCAGUCAGAUUCGGGUCAAGUGGCGCUGCUCAGUCCCUACCAGUCCAUGCUAUACACGUGGGAUGAUCCUGUGAAGGAGAGGAAAUUACUGUGGAACCUUUACAAUAACAAGGGCAAAGGAUUCCUUGCUGACUUUUCACAAGAUGGAUUUGGUGAAGAAAAAGUUAGUUUCCAUUCCGUAAAGCAUUCAACUCUAAUAGCGACCAACAGCGUAACCUCAAAACUUUCCUCCACCCUCAAGCGUCUCACUCCGAAGUCUCCCGAGCCGACUACGUCGAGCAGUGACGAAUCAGAUAGUGCGGAAUUGCCGGAAACUCCCCUCAAAAGUAAAAAGAUGAGAAAAGACAAAGUCAUAGUAUACUGGAUAUCGUUUAUGGAUGGGUACCAAAGAGUGUUUGCGUUAGCUCAAGAUGAACGAAUAGCCUAUCAAUACAAAAUGAGAAUAAACUCUGAACGAAGCAAUUAUGAAAUCUACAUGUCUCUCGCUAGUGUUGGAUUAUCAGUUUGCGUGCAAACUGGAAAUGGAGUCAAAGAAUUGUCAUACAUAAGUGUAACUGAUUCUCUCCCAAAAUGGGAGGUCAAUGUUGGUAAUAAAUGGAAACAAUUAGCUACAGACGUGACAGCGUGGAUAGAAGACAAAUACCAGACGGAUCAGAAGAAGUGUCAGUUGAAAGAGUACUUGCAUAUAGACUUGGAAAAAAUGCAAAUGACGAAACCAUUUUUCUCGGAACUGCGAAGGUCGUAUAAUCCAGGCGUGUGGUUACAGUUCCGAAAAUCCGACACCUUUACGUACUGCCAUUUGAAAUUACAGAGAAUGCAAAUAGACAAUCAAUUACACGAAGCUGUGUUCCCGAGUGUUCUCUACCCAGCUCCCUUGCCACCUCAUUUGAAGUCUAGAGAUCCUAAACCUUGUAUUGAAAUAGUUUUAUUAAAACAGUAUAGACCUAAUUUAAACCAAGACGUUUAUAAAUACCUCAAGGUUUUGAUACAAGAGUAUUGUGUGAAUUUAGAUAGAGGUUUUGUAAAUCACGUUUUUGAUAUAUUGAAUCAUUGGAAGGUUGAAGAGAAACCCGCGGUUAGGUUGCGAGCGGAUUUGGCUUUAGUCCACAUGCCCUUACCAGUAAUAGCGAUGAGAAACCAAACCUGCGCACAAAGAGAUGUUGUUUUUGAGUUCGUUCACCUAUCUCCAAUCAAGCUCCUACUGAGUUUGUCAUCACGAGGGUACUCUAACGAGAACAUUGAUAGCCCGACUAAGAUGCGGUAUGAAAAUGUGAAAGAGAAUCGACCGAAGCUUUUUAACAGUGAUCUGUUGGAGUAUUUGUUCAAUUCGUGGGGAUCUUCGCUUUGCGAUAUGAAAGAUGUUGUUAUCAGAAUGAGCUACCUAGAGCUCAGAAAUGCCCCUAUAACCAUGUCGAGUCUACUAGAUGUGGCAAGUCGGCAUUAUCGACUGCAGUUGGUGCAACAGUUUUACGUGUUCGUCCUCGGGCUGAACAUUCUCGGCAACCCGUACAGCUACAUCGGGGAUUUCUCUAAAGAGCUGAAGGAUUAUUAUGAGCCGUGUUCGGCAACGGCAUGUUCGCGCCGAGUCUCGGAUGCAGCCUUAGCACUAUUCAACGGCGCAGCCAAGCUGUUGGGGUGCACGAGCGAUUACACCGCACCCAAUGUGUUUGAAGAUGCGCCUAAACUACGUCCGCCCAAGCGACGAUCUGGUGAUGAAGGAAAAAUCGUGGACGAUUUACCGGAAGCAAUCAUAGAUGCUAAUAGAAACAACCCGGCGAGUGUGUCUCUAGCAGUCACCGGUCUUAUAGCUAGGCCUACUUUUGAUGAAGACUUUGUUGUCGUGAAAUAUGUGUGUCGCGAGGCGGCGCGCGCGGCGCUGUGCCGGCAGGUGGGCGUGGACGGCGCCGAGGCCGCGCUGCGGGCCUGCGUGCAGCGCUCCGGCGGCCGCCUGGUGGCGCGGCGGCGGCUGCCCCGGCACUGCUCGGCUGUGGAGGGCCUGCGGCCGUACAGCGCGGCGGCGGCGCGCGGCGCGGCGCUGCUGGGCCAGCUGGCGCGCGGCCACUACGCCGACGGGGACGGCUACGUGGCGCACGCGCACCUCGCCCGCGCCUCGCUCGCCACGCUGCUGGUGUCCACGCAACACAUAUUCCUGGUGCGGGCGGGCGGCACCAAGGGCUGGCACAUCGAGUGGGCGGUGAAGCUGGAUGACUUGCUCGGAGAGCCGGUGGCCAGGGACGGAAAACUCGUGUUGAGUAUAAAACAGGAUGAAAUGGUGAGCUACUUCUCGACGGACGAGAAGGUGAUAGAAGUGCCCGAGCCAGAAGUGCUGACGUGGCUGCAGGGCAAGAUACAGUGCGCGCUCAUCCACGCCAUGGAGGACAAGCGAUGUGUCGACAAGUAGAGUAAAUGAGGGUAUCGAAGUAUUUUGGUGGUGGAAAUACUGGCAAGUUAUAUUAAUUAAGAUCUUUAUUUCCUUCUGAGCUGAUUACGCACUUGAACAGGUAAUUAAUUUAGAGCCUCAAUAGCUCAACGGUAAUGCGGUCGGACUCUAAACCGAGGGUUGCUGGAUCGAUCUCCGACCCGUUGGUCUAUUGUCGUACCCACUCCUAAUACAGCCUUUCCCGACUUUCCCUCUUGUUGGAGAGGAAUGGGAAUAUUGGUCAUAUUUAAAAAAAAUGCCAAAUAUUCUUUUUUUUUAAUUAACAGACCAAGUGGUCAUCUAACCAAAACAUACUUUCCACAUGUUAUACGUCCACGAGUAGGGUUGUCCCCAUAUAUGUCCUAUUUUGAAGGCCGGGGACCAUCCAAGCGGAGUUUAAUCUUUUCACCUCCCCUCCAUUUUGAUCAUCGUCUUUUUUAAUUGAUUUUUAUAAGUUAUAAUGUUAAUUAAUUUAUGUGAAUAGGUAAAUAAGUAUUUUCGUUUCCGAUGUGUUCAUGGCUUAAAUUCGUUACCUAUAUCUACCUACUGCACAUCUCUUUUACUUUACAUUUUAUAUUAUAAAAAUAGUCAUUGCACUAAAAAAAAUAUACGCCAGUAUUUUCAUCACUAUAUUUAUAUAUCUAUAUCAGUAAUUCAGUAUUAAAAGAUAUCCCGAAAACAAAGCACAAGAAAAUUAUAGAUUGUUUAACAUUUGCGCGCAUUUUGGUGAACGGGCAUCACGCUGAAACUACUGAAACAAUUCAAAUGAAACUUGGAACGAGUUUGAGACUACUAAAAAGUUGAAGGUUUUUGUCGCGAAAAUAAAAUCAGAAGGGGGUGAAACAGGGGUUGAAAGUUCGUAUUAAAGUCAUUAAUUUUUGUACUACCAAAAAAAAAAUAUUGUGAUUCAAGAUUUUUCAAAAUUCUAUUCCUAAAGUUUUUUAAAAAUAUAAAAAUGAUCAUAUUUUGAGUUUUAUUAUUAUUAGUGGACUACUUGUUAUAUGAAGGUGAAGGGUUUCCUCACACCGAGUUUGACGCGGACGAAGUCGCGGGCGUCCGCUAGUUCAAGUGAGCUUAAAUGCCUCGUUGAUGCAGUGGUUAGGCUGUGGCUUCGGAUCACGAGGUCCUGGGUUCGAGUCCCAAGUCGAGCUCUGAAGUACUGAGCUUUUCUUUAUUCAAAGAAAUUUUCAGUAAAAUAUUCUCAGCCCGGAGUUAUUGUUCACCGUGUAACAUUCAAAGCGCGAUGUUUCGUUUAUUUUGUUGAAUUAAUCAUAAAGAUGCAAUCAGUGGCGUAAACAACAAUUGUAAUAAUACCGCGUAUAUACGCACGUAGGUAAUGUUCUUUAUGCAACCGGCACAUAUAAACAUAGGUAAUCCGUGCAUAAAUAUAAUACCUUGAGUCAUAUUAAUGCGAUUUCUAUUUAGGGGGUCGGUAGAAUUGUCGUAUCUGCGAAGUAUUAUUUUAGUAAUGUAGUUACGCCACUUGAUUCAAUUGUUACAAUUACUUUAAUUUGUGAAAUAAAUAUAUGUAAUUGAUGAACUUGAGACAGAUCUACAUGUUUGUGUACUUAUUGUUGUAAUUAAAAGUUAAUUCGUGUCUAUGAAUACAUAUAAUUAUUAUCUAUAAUACAUAUCCAAGUAGCAGAAAUUCGCAAUUUCAGUUUCCAGAUUUAGAACCAACUACGUAUUUAGACAACUAUCAAAAGAACCUUCUGUAACUGAAACCUUCUGUAGGUACUUAUAAAUUAGAAUACACUAAUUACUAAAAUUAAUACCUACUAGUAGGUACUUAGAACCUACGAUUCUUAAUUCUCUGCGUCUGUGAAGUCUGCCAAUCCGCAUUGGACCAGCAAUUGGUGGACUAUUGACCCAACCUCUCUCAUUCUGAGAGGAGACUCGAACUCAGCAGUGAGCCGACUAUCGGUUGAUAAUGAUGUUAGGAGAGAACGCGAAAAUCUGCUACGUGGGUAUUAUUAAUUGAUAUUAGAUAUAAGUCGUGUCACGGGAAAAGAUCGCUGACGGUUCUUCUAAUUACUGUUUAACAUGCGACUUAGUCGCAUUUAUUUUUCAUUUGCGCAAUUUGAAAUUCAGUUCAUUUUUCCGCGUGACACCAACUAGGUAUAUAAUACUAUAUUGUGUUCUUUUUCACAGAAGGGCAGGCAGGCAUAUGAAAUACAAACAAAAAAAAUAUCAUUUAUAACGUUGAAAAUGGUGUACGUUCUGUCCCACUGUGGAAAAAAACACUAAUUAUAUGUGUGAAUUUGUGGGUAUUCCUAUUUUUUCUAGUCAUUCCAUUUAAGUUAAAAUGUCGCUAUGUCACAUUGUGUUCUCUUGUUAUUUUAAUGUGUUUUACAAAUUUUUACCUCUUAAUUUUAUCAUUCCAACACACAGUGGUAGAUUUUGGUUUUUAGCUUAUGUUCUAUAAUCCAACUUCAUAACAUAAUUGUUUAAUGUGUGAUAAUAAUAGUCAAAAUUGCAAAAGGCGAUUCGCUUACUCUUACCGGUCCCUAGUAAAAAAUCAUGAAGAUGAAAUUUCUUAAAAAUGUACCUAAGUUACAUUGAAAUUUAAAUUUAUUCCGAUUUUUCUAGACGAUUAGUUUAGUAAAUGUAAAACAAAAUUCUAUUUACAUUAUGAAUGUUAUUACCAUCGCCUAGCUAUAGUAAUUACUUUAAUUUAUAAAAUAUAUACCUACUACUACUAGCGGUAACAAGCCCCUUCUAACGCUUAUUCGACUGUUAACAGUCUCUAAGGUAAAUUGACAGAUGUGCAAUACAAUUUUGAAAAUGUUCCAAUGGUGCGCAACCGAGUUAGCAGUAAUAUAAUAUACACGUACCUACAUUUUAUUUACUAAAUAAUAUGUACUAGAAAUACGCAUUUUAUAAAUUUAUUUGGCCUACAUCUCAUAAUAUUCUAUUUUAUAUGUAAUUCGCAUGUUACCUAUUAUAUAAAAUACUUUUCCAUUUUUAUAAAUGCGACAAAAUUUGCAAAAAUUUAAAAAAAAAUACAUUAUACAUUUAGUCUGUUACUUGUAAGAUAAUCACACACCUAUUGGAUUUUCAACGUACAAAAAUUUGUUCUCAGUUAGAUUAUAAAACAACAUUCUUAAUUUUCGUCCACAUUUGUAACACCUCAACGGACUUUGUAACGUCGGCCACGUUUUGUCGAUCAAAUGACGACUCGCAAAUUGAGGAGUUACGCGCAGAAGUGUAUUUACACACUAAACUACUGCGCAUAUGGCAUACGGCAUUCCCCUUUUAAACCGGCCCCAUACAUAGGUGCCCCAUUGAUGACUUUGUCAGCUAACGGCCUCGGCUUUUUUUUAGAGCUGGGAGGCCCUUUGCCUGACCCACCACCGUAUAGUUACGCCAUUGCAUAAAUGUGGACACACUGUUAUCAAAUUGGUUAUUGUUAUUGAUGUCAACUUACAUCAAUGGUUAUAGGUGAUUUACACUAAAUUCACAUAUUAAAUUUCUACAUAAAAAAAUAACCAACACUGCUUUUAAUCCUGUUAGUUUGGUUUCCUUUUACACACAACAAAAACAGUAAACACAACGCGAAUGAUCACAGUUAGGCAGCGCUUUAGAUUGUAGUCACAUAGAGCAUAUUUUCAUAACUUCACGAGUAUAUUUUUGUUACCAAACACCAGUGGCGUAACUACAGAAAAACAGGGCUGCCAAAUGUCACAGGCCCUCGGUCCGAGAGUUUGUGGAUCUAAUAUCAAAAAAUGCAAUGUAACGAUUUUUCUGAGGCCCAUCCAAUGAAUGUCACAGGCCACAGAAAGUAGUUACGCCACUACCAACCACAUUACUUGUGGUUGCUAUUUAAAAAGUACCUCGAGUUUCCCAACUCAUAAAAUGAUCGUAGUUUGGUAUUUACACCACACUAGUCGUAUAAUUAAGACCAUUUGCUAGCGAGCGAACUUAAUAAUUUGGGUCGUAACUAACAUGCUUAUAUGCUACCUAGGUACCUACUAAGGUAUACUUAUUAAAAUCGUUUCAUGCAGGAAGCAGGAUCAUAUCAUGCCAAGCAAAGCCUAUUAUUCAUAUACUUAACAGUCAGAACUAUACACAAAAAUAUGCCAGCGAAUCUGUAUCAAGGAAUUUAUAGUAAUAUAUGAUAUUUUAUAAAUUAUUUGCAUUUCAAUGAUGUCGCUAAAAUUACUAUGAAUCAUAUAAAUAUUAUUAUUGAAUAUUAAUAAAUGUUAUUGUAUUAUAUUAUAUUGUUUGAAACAGUGCAAUUAUAAUGUUUCAUUCUCGUA